AGCGUCAAUGAGUUGUUUGACUCCUAGUUCUUCCUCUGUCUUGGUGAACAAGAGUACUGACAGUGUGCUGUAUACUGUACCAGAUGAGUCCAUAGUCCUGAAAAAUGCCAGUCUGCAAGCGUUCACCAUAGUCAAGAAGAUCCUUGUGACUCUUAGCCUUCACAAGUCUGUCUGGAGUUUUGAUCUCUACGAAGAGCCUGGAUCCAGACCCCUUCAUAAACUUGCAUGUUUCCAGGUUAUAACUCUAAACGCAUGCUGUUUAAGCAUAACAAAGAAAGAUAAAAGUGUUGGUUCACCUCCAGUACUGACUUGCAUCUACCCUGAAGACUCCACAUCAGUCAGCACUCACCAAUCUGACCUUCAUCCUCAUCUUGAGCCCCAUCUUUUCAGGCUCUUAUUUGGAGUGGACGCUUUAGUAAAUUCUCCAGUCAUUCUGUGUGGUUUACCUGAUGGACGUAUUUGCUGCUUUCCUUUGCUCGUCCCCACCCUGGCUGGUCCAAGAGGAGAACAGAGAUCUCCAGUCAGAGUCCUUCAGAGCUUAGAGCAGCCAGUCGUAUUUAUUGGAACCUGCAUCUGUGGAGAACGUGGACCUCAGUGUCUUGUUGCAGUUGGUCAAAGAGGCAAACUUCUAAUGGUCAAAAGCAAACAAACAAACUUGGAAGGGAAAAAGGCAGAUUAUAGCUUCAAUGAACAUAGUGUACGAGGACCAGUGCUGUGUGCCUGUGUUGAUGAUAAGUGGCUGUACUACAGCUCUCUCAAUGAUCUGCAUGCUCUUCAGCUCACCACAGCAUCAUCUUCAUCAGAAGAAACAGGAAUUGAGUCCCAACUGCAAGCUCUGACCUCAGACAGUCUUGGUGUAUGCAGGGUUAUAGCACUUGCUGGACCAUAUACUAACUCCACAGGAUCUGUGCAGCUUUUGGCAGUAUCUUUGAGUGGAAGACUGCUUUGUGUGAACUUUCCUCAAGGAUCUGAAAUGUUCCCAGCAUGUGACGUGGGCUCCAAACUUCCACUCAGCUGUCGUGGUGUAGCCAGAUUGAGCUCAUUGCUCCAAAGAGACUCGUUGACUCUAACGUGUGUGCUUGAAAAUUCAAGUGGAUGUACAUUGGAACAUGGCUGGACUUUGUGCAUUCAGGUCCACCCAUUAUCCAAGGGUCCAAAUAUGGAGGGCUCAUCUAGGACGUACUCAUUCCCAUUCAAGAAACUGGAUUCUGGUCAGAAACUGGAUGUAACCAUUCCUCUUGAAAGCACUGGUGGGCUGUCUCUGCCAGUGAAAGUCUACUGUUCUCUCACCUUCUCCCUAUCUGCUCUGUUUAGUCCUGAAGCAUCUUCCCUAGGUGUUUCUCAGCUCCUGACAGAGACGGGCUCCAUCAGUGCACCUUUGAGUACUUUAACAGUGGACUGGCUUGAUGCUUUAAGGUUAGAGGGAUCAUUUUCUCAUGGUAACAUCAGACACAAUACGGUCACGGAUGGCAUCCAAGCCUUCCUGCAUUCCAGAGGAGUGUUAACCAAGGAUUCUGAUACUACUACCAAGUCAGGACCCAUCACAGUGAUGGUCAGGGUAUCAUCAGAGCUUCUAAAGACCAAACUGCACUUCUCAGCAACCAGGAGUUUUUUUACUAUCUUCUACAGGGCAGAAUCCUUGAAACACAGACUUCAGGAGAAAAAUCCGUAGGUACAAAGUCCACUGAUUUGUGCCUACAGCCCAGAUGGAUGCUCUGUCAAGAUUCUGGUCAAAGAGGUAAUACUGGAAGAUUUCUGUUCUGAUGGACCUCUCGAAGUCUUGGAGAUUCGGGUGGAAAGUACAUCUGUGGCAGCAGUGUGUGGACUGCAUCAUGCCAUUCUAAGGCGCCUUCAGGUCUUGUUCAGAGACUCGGCUUUGAAAUGUGGUCAUACAAAACAGCUAAAGGCACAGAGCUUGUUUGAAGCCGUACGGCAUGUUGAGAUUUUUUUCUAUUGCCAGUCUCUUUUUAAAGACCUUCAGGAUGCUCAGAAUCAAGCAGCUCUUAGUGGCACAAUGAAGAUGAAAAAGAACUCUGAGAUCCUGUUCCGCAUUUUUUUGCAGCUGAGGGCAAAUCCGUUGGUCAUUCUCUGA
Molecule: messenger RNA, 2092 nt
Organism: Cyprinus carpio (common carp)
Lineage: Eukaryota; Metazoa; Chordata; Actinopteri; Cypriniformes; Cyprinidae
Product: FA core complex associated protein 100
Biological process (GO): interstrand cross-link repair
Cellular component (GO): Fanconi anaemia nuclear complex; nucleoplasm
Source: RefSeq, a predicted model, not a curated record